GAGUCUGAGUGCCAAACUGGCGUUAGCGGAGUCCUGCUCAGCCCAGCAGAGCUACUGGCAGUUCGCAUACGUGAUCACAAGAUUCCUCAACGAUCACAUGGCCAGAAAGAUUUUAUCCCUGAUGGCUCAGAAGAACAAGAGGAGAAGCUGCGCCAGUGCCGGGAUGAACACUGGCAACUCUUGCGGGAAGAGCGUGUGGAGAGAUUGGGGAGUCUGGUGAAAGCUGAGUGGAAGCCUCAGGAGGGUAUUACAGAGCUGAAAUCCCCUGCUGGAAAAUUCUGGCAUACUAUGGGAUACACAGAGCAUGGAAAGCAAUGCUUGCUGCCAGAGGAAGCCCUGUAUCUCCUAGAAUGUGGUUCUAUUCAGCUUUUUUACAAAGACUUGCCCUUGUCAGUCCAGGAAGCCUAUGAAACUCUGCUGUCUCAGGUGUCAAUGAGUCUGCUGAAGUACCAGGUAUUCAGCCACUUGAAGAGGCUUGGUUACAUUGUGCUGAGAUUCCAUUCCAGUGCUAUUACAACACCUUAUGAGAGGCAAUUGAAUUUGGGCAGCCACUAUCAAAAUGCAAAGCAACACCAUCACAAGAGGAAAAGGAGCUCCAGCCCUCGAAAGCCCAAAAUAUCUGAGGAAACUCAGGAAUGCAAGCAGCCACCCCAAAAGGCUGGGAGGCAUCAUGAGGGUUCAAGCCACCCAGUGUCAGACGGAGGAAGUGUAUCUGGGGAGAAGGUGAAGGAAUCUGAUCCUGAAGCUGCAGUUGUGGAGACCAUCCCAUCUUCCAGUGAUGCAGUACAGCGUUAUCGAUCUCCUUCAGUUUGUAUCAGAGACCACCGUGAGAGAUCUACCAUGGCAUCUUGGGAAAGUCAGGGUAACACUUGUCAGUCUCGCUGGGAUUUCACCACCAUUAUUUUCCCCAACAUGGGUGCUGAUUGCCCUCAAACCCUCCUGUCACAGCCUGAUAAAAGAUUCCUCCCAAAGAAUGUAACUGCAUGGGUGGUCGAUGCAACCAGGUGGCGGAAAAAGCUCAACCGAAAAUGUGAGAAGUUGUCUCACAAGGAGCGGGAGCAGCUCGAGUGGGAGAGAAGGUACAAAAGCAGUAUCAAUGAGGAUAAGGAGGUCAGGCAGUGUUCCACCUGGCAGGAGUACAAGGCUCUUCUAGAAAAGAAGAGACAACAGAGGAAGAAGAAGUACCCAGCAAACCUCUGGCAGCAGGCGGUCACCCCACGUGUGAAGCCAGAUCAAGGUCUUACAACAGCUGAUAUCCUCCAGCAGAUCAAUGUACUCCAGCCCUCCCACAUCCUGGAUGGAGCAUCCCAGAUACAGGAUGAUUCCAGAGGCAUGAAGAUAGAUUUUGAUGUGUAUCCAGCAGACACAGCUUCUAGCUUUAAGAAGAAUAAACCUGGGAAGCCUUUUGUCCGGAUAUGUGUUCGGAGCUUUGAUGAACAGAUCCCAACCCUGAGGGCAGUGAAACAGCUUGCUUAUCAAAGUGGUGAUGUCCCGGUGGUCUUUGCGCUAGUAGACAGUGGAGACAUUGCUUUCUAUUCUUUUAAGGAGUUCAAACUGCCUGUGGAUGUAUACCCCUGACUGUUGCUGCUGUGACCUGGAGAAACAUCUUUGAGGCUGGGCUGUCUGUUGUGCACAUGUAUGAAAUGUACUCAGGAGGUUGCUCAGCUCGAUACUGUGUAGAAACCCUACCAAUAUUGUGUCAUCAGGGCAUGAAGAAAACUGCUCAUUCAUGAAAGCAAAAGGCAAUUUAAACAUGUUCUUUCUUUAUCGCAUCACCUCAGUACUUCCUGAACGGAGAUGUGCAGCUAGUUUUAUUCUUUUAACACACCAGUUCAUAUUGUUAGACCGAUAUUAAGUGGAUUUCUUUUGUUGCACGUACAGAAUAGGCUCCGGUUGACUGAGAACCAGUUUACUAAAGCAGUACUGAAUGGUACACAGAAAUCUUGCUGUAGGUUCAGUAAUCCAGUUGGGUUUUUAAUGGUCUCUAAUAACUGUGGCACUAGCAGUUGUGAGAUUCAGUCCUUUGAAAUCUGGAGGGUGGGGGAGGGGGAAAAGU
Messenger RNA from Gekko japonicus, 2056 nucleotides. It is a transcript of the gene TSEN54, whose product is annotated as tRNA splicing endonuclease subunit 54. Gene Ontology annotation, biological process: tRNA-type intron splice site recognition and cleavage. Bases 289 to 1578 code for a protein of 429 amino acids. Gene Ontology annotation, cellular component: tRNA-intron endonuclease complex. The transcript has 11 exons. The record is from RefSeq and is a predicted model, not a curated record. NCBI's taxonomy places the organism in Eukaryota, Metazoa, Chordata, Lepidosauria, Squamata, Gekkonidae.